GAGAGAGAGCAUUGCACUGUGAAAAUUAGAGCAGUAGGCGGCACUAUUGACAUUAACAUACGUUCUCCAGAUGUUGUAUUGUUUUGUUGCAGCCAAAGGAUGCUUUAUUCCUGUUAUUAAACCAUGAUUCAUGAAAACUUCAUGAAGGGCACAAAAACAGAAUCACAACAGAAUUAGUUAAUUAGGUGCUCUUCAUAUAGGGGAGUAGCAUCUUCUUCACACGGAGAAACACAGGGAGGAAGAGAGAAAACAAGCAGCAAAGGCAGGAUCUUUAACUAAGCUGUGAUAUGACUAGGCUUUUCCUCUUUUCAUUAGUCAUGGUGAUCAUUUACCAAAAUAGGACUUUUGGAAAACCUGUUUAUGGGGACCUAGCAUCCACUCAGCUGGUUGAUUUUUCAGAUGCUGAAUAUCCAGUCAGUGACAUACAAGCCAAGAGGAACUCCUAUCAGGCGAGCCAAGAUGCCGAUAGCCCCAAUUCUGCAGAGCAAUCCAGUCUCUGCUACUUCAUCCAGCAGAGCGAGAUUGAGAGUCAGAUCUCCUGCAGACUGCGAUUCACCAGGAGCAAGUUUAAUUUUAACCCUUUUGGACUUCGGUUUGGGAAAAGGCAACAAGUCAGCUUGGCCAGCAAAAGGGAUCCAAUCACUUUGAGCAGUGUCAAAAAAUUACCAUCCCUAUUAAAGUUCAAACUAAACCAAAUGGUGCCCUGGUGUGGAGACUUUGGGGAGCAGGAUUGUUAAGAGCACAAAAUCUGUUCUAAGAAUGGUGCCCAGCAUUUUCAAAAGUGAUUAGUGAUUUUUGGGUGCCUUGAAUUGUGCAUCAUCAAACUUGAGAUAUCGAAAGAGACCCACUUUUCAGAGGACGGGUGCUCUGUACUUUCUGAAAUUCAGGCCCCUAUAAGGUGUCUCAAGUUGUGCACACUGAAAUUGAGACAUAGAAAAUCACUCAUCACUUUAGAAAACAUAGGCCUAUAUAGGUAUAUAUACAUAAUUUUUCUUUUAAAACAUGAUUUUCCAGUUGAUGUCUGAUAUUAGUGAGAAAAAGGCAGUUGCAACUCCAAUGCAAUACUGUUGUGCCUGUCUUCCCUAUUGUACUAUGUCACAGCCACCUGCAAGACAUUACUUACUAUUUAUUUAUUUAUUUUGGUCAACAAAAUGUUUGUAUUUUGUUUAUAUACAACUGAGGAUUUUUCAGCAUUGUGACUUCAAAUGUUACAUCAUUCCUUAUCUACAAAUGGUGAUCACAAUAAAGUGACUGAAAUGCUACUGCCCU
Messenger RNA from Trachemys scripta elegans, 1269 nucleotides. RefSeq lists its product as uncharacterized. The transcript has 3 exons. Lineage: Eukaryota; Metazoa; Chordata; Testudines; Emydidae. The record is from RefSeq and is a predicted model, not a curated record. Bases 288 to 737 code for a protein of 149 amino acids.